Mandrillus leucophaeus (drill) is the source of this 1473-nucleotide messenger RNA. RefSeq names its product leukocyte immunoglobulin-like receptor subfamily A member 6. The record is from RefSeq and is a predicted model, not a curated record. Gene Ontology annotation, biological process: cytokine-mediated signaling pathway. The coding region runs from base 1 to 1473 and encodes 490 amino acids. NCBI's taxonomy places the organism in Eukaryota, Metazoa, Chordata, Mammalia, Primates, Cercopithecidae. Gene Ontology annotation, molecular function: inhibitory MHC class I receptor activity. The transcript has 8 exons.
AUGGGGGUGUCAGGUAGACAGGGCAGCUCCACACUCUCCACUGCUUCCUGUCUGGAGGCCCACUUUGGGGUCCUACUUAUCCAAGGCUGGUCUUCCUGGCUCUAUUCACAAUGCUGGCUGGGGCCUGGGAACCCAUGGGGAGCCACAGGUGGAAAGGGAGGAGACUCUAUUAACCCAGCCCUCCCUGUUCUUCUGUGCCUCAGGAUCCUCCCCAAACCCAGCCUCUGGGCUGAGCCAGGCUCUGUGAUCAGCUGGGGGAGCUCCGUGACCCUCUGGUGCCAGGGGACCCUGGAUACCCAGGGUUACCAUCUCACCAAGGAAGGAAGCCCCAUGACCUGGCACCAACAGAGCCCACCAGAGCCCAGGAACAAGACCAACUUCUUCAUCCCAUCCAUGACAGAGCACUAUGCAGGGACAUACUGCUGUCACUAUCUCAGCUCUGCAGGCUGGUCAGAGCUCAGUGACCCGCUGGAACUGGUGGUGACAGGAGCCUACAGGAAACCCACCCUCUCAGCCCUGCCGAGCCCUGUGGCGACCUCAGGAGAGAACGUGACCAUCCAGUGUAGCUCAAGGCUGGGAUUUCAGAGGUUCGUCUUGAUUGAGGAAGGAGAAAACAAGCUCUCCUGGAUGCUGGACUCACAGGAACUCUCCAACGGGCUGUUCCUGGCCCUGUUCCCUGUGGGCCCCAGUCACCGGUGGAUGUUCAGAUGCCAUGGAUAUUACAGGAACAUCACCCGGGUGUGGUCGGAACCCAGUGAUACCAUGGAAAUCCUGGUCUCAGGCGUGUCUAGGAAGCCCUCCCUCCUGACCCUGCAGGGCCCUGUCGUGGCCCCUGGAGAGACCCUGACCCUGCAGUGUGGCUCUGAUGUCAGCUACGACAGAUUCGCUCUGUACAAGGAGCAGGGACGUGACCUCCUCCAGGGCUCUGGCCAGCAGCACCAGGCUGGGCUCUCCCAGGCCAGCUUCACCCUGGGCCCUGUGAAGGUGUCCCACGGGGGCCAGUACAGAUGCUACGGUGCACACAACCUCUCCUCCGAGUGGUCGGCCCCCAGUGACCCCCUGGACAUCCUGAUCGCAGGACAGAUCCCUGACAGACCCUUCCUCUCAGUGCAGCCGGGCCCCACGGUGGUUUCAGGAGAGAACGUGACCCUGCUGUGUCAGUCACGGAGCCCGAUGGACACUUUCCUUCUGACCAAGGAGGAAGCAGCCCAUCACCUGCUGCGUCUGAGAUCAGAGCACCGAGCUCACCAGCACCAGGCUGAAUUCCCCAUGGGUCCUGUGACCUCAGCCCAUGCGGGGACCUACAGGUGCUACGGCUCACACAGAUUCUUCCCCUACCUGCUGUCUCACCCCAGUGACCCCCUGGAGCUCGUGGUCUCAGCCUCACACCCCCAGGAUUACACCGUGGAGAAUCUCAUCCGCAUGGCCGUGGCUGGCUUGGUCCUGGUGGUCCUCGGGAUUCUGCUGUUUUAG